CCAUGAUACCUUCAGAAAUGUGUUGCUCCUUUUGACUGAGUAACACUUUAGUCCUAUUGCUUAGAUAACCCAACUUAUUUACUUAGUGUAAUAAUGUCUCUGGUAGUCUGAAAUAUUUUUAAAAUAUUAUUUAUUUUUAGCACCAAAAGAAGAUAUUCUCAUCUAUUCUCCAUGAUUGUAUGAACAGUUGAUGUAACAAUGGUACUAAUACUGGGGCGCAGAUUGAACAGAGGGGAUAGCCGGGUCCAAGAAUCCCCAGUAACCAAGCGUAAAGUUUUUGAGAUGGACCCAAAGUCUUUAUCAUGCCAUGAGUUCUUCGAUUUUUCUUCUGGAUCAUCCCAUGCUGAAAGCAUACUUCAAACCUUCAAUGAAUUUCGUGAUAGUCGCUUGUUCACAGAUGUAAUAAUCUGUGUUGAAGGCAGAGAAUUUCCCUGUCAUCGUGCUGUUCUUUCAGCUUGCAGCAGCUACUUCAGAGCUAUGUUUUGCAAUGAUCACAGAGAAAGUCGGGAGAUGUUGGUAGAAAUUAAUGGAAUUUUUGCUGAAGCCAUGGACUGCUUUUUACAAUAUGUAUAUACAGGCAAGGUAAAAAUCACAACAGAUAAUGUGCAGUACAUCUUUGAAACAUCAAGUCUCUUUCAGAUAAAUGUUUUGCGUGAUGCAUGUGCUAAGUUCCUGGAAGAGCAGCUAGAUCCUUGUAACUGUUUAGGAAUUCAACGUUUUGCUGAUACACAUUCUCUCAAAACACUCUUUACAAAAUGCAGAAAUUUUGCACUGCAAAAUUUUGAGGAUGUGGCCCAGCAUGAAGAAUUUCUUGAGCUUGGAAAAGAUGAACUUAUUGAUUACAUUUGCAGUGAUGAACUGGUAAUAAGCAAAGAAGAGAUGGUGUUUGAAGCAGUUAUGCGCUGGGUUUACCGAGCUGUGGAAUCCAGGCGCUCAGUUCUACAAGAAAUUCUCACACAUGUGAGAUUGCCUUUGUUACAUCCUAACUACUUUGUUCAGACAGUGGAAGUAGAUCAAUUGAUCCAGAACUCACCAGAAUGUUACCAAUUGUUGCAUGAAGCAAGAAGGUACCAUGUCCUUGGAAAUGAAAUGAUGUCUCCAAGAACUAGACCGCGAAGAUCAACUGGCUACUCUGAAGUUAUAAUUGUUGUUGGAGGUUGUGAGCGUGUUGGGGGAUUCAAUUUGCCAUAUACAGAAUGUUAUGACCCAAUGACAGGAGAGUGGAAAUCACUGGCUAAAUUACCAGAAUUUACAAAGUCUGAAUAUGCAGUUUGUGCUUUGAGGAAUGACAUCCUUGUUUCAGGUGGAAGAAUCAACAGCCGUGAUGUGUGGAUUUAUAAUUCUCAACUUAACAUUUGGAUCCGAGUUGCUUCUCUAAAUAAAGGGAGGUGGCGUCAUAAAAUGGCUGUCCUCCUUGGUAAAGUGUAUGUGGUUGGAGGAUAUGAUGGGCAAAAUAGGCUGAGCAGCGUGGAGUGUUAUGACUCAUUUUCCAAUCGAUGGACAGAGGUAGCUUCUCUUAAAGAAGCUGUGAGUUCUCCAGCAGUUACCAGCUGUGUUGGCAAACUGUUCGUGAUUGGUGGAGGUCCAGAUGAUAACACAUGCUCUGAUAAGGUUCAGUCGUAUGAUCCUGAUACUAAUUCUUGGCUACUUCGUGCAACAAUCCCCAUUGCAAAGAGAUGUAUUACAGCUGUAUCAUUAAACAAUCUUAUUUAUGUUGCUGGAGGACUUACAAAAGUAAUAUAUUGCUACGAUCCAGUUGAAGAUUAUUGGAUGCAUGUGCAGAACACAUUUAGCAGACAGGAAAACUGUGGCAUGUCUGUCUGUAAUGGGAAAAUCUAUAUCCUUGGUGGGAGAAGAGAAAACGGAGAAGCCACAGAUACUAUUCUUUGUUAUGAUCCUGCAACAAGUAUCAUUACAGGAGUAGCUGCCAUGCCCAGGCCAGUAUCAUACCAUGGCUGUGUGACUAUUCACAGAUACAAUGAUAAGAAGAAUUUUUGAGUAAGAAAUCAGGCUUAUUUGUAGGAUUCAUUUUAAGAAAAGGAAAACUGCCUUUUCCAAAGUGUCAUCUGGAAAGAAACAACUGUUGUGUUUAAAUGAAAUGUAAUCAAACAUGAUUUUUAAAUAUUUCUCAUAGCUGUGAUUUCUAACAUGUUCUGAAAUCAUUAACAGUUGAUAUUACUAAAUAGAUCAUGCUCAUGUCCGUAUUGUAAUUUUUUCAUGUUUAUUUCAAACUGUUUUAUCUGCAUUUUUCGUAUUUUUUUACUGUGGUAAGUACUGUUUACUAUCAAAGAUAUGUGAAAAUUUGAGUUUAUAUUUGUGAUUUAUGUGUAAAUGGUUUAAGUAAUACUAUUUGCCUUUUUCAUUUUCUUUCAUUAAUUGACAUAUUUAUAGAACUGCUGUUAGAAUAAUUUUUAAAAUAUUUGAAGAUCUGAACAAUGAUAUAUGCCUGUGUUGACUUUCAUUAUCAUGAAAGACUUUUCAUCAGAAAGCAUACUAAAAAAUAUUUAGGUCCAUCUGUAUGUAGGAUCAUUCAGUUAAGGGAGUGUUUCAUUUUUCUAGUAUAUGGUAUGUGAUUACUUUCCGUUUUACUUCUAAAUGACAGCUUAAAACAUCUUACUUCUUAAAUCUUCAGAAUUCCCAUCUGAAAUUAAGUAUCACAUUAUAGUUGUCCAUUAGAAGUGUCCCAAGGAAGCCAUAAUUAAGUUUAAGACUCUGUCACUCACUAUACUAGGUUUCCAUAUUGUUCCCAGGUUGGUAAAUAACAACUUUAGAUUUAACAAUAUCCAAGUGGUAAGGAGUUUUUGUUUUAAGAUACAGUAGAACCAACGAACAAGUAGUUGAUGAAUCAUUCUUUGUCUUCCAUUAAAGAAUGAAAACAUCUGCCAUGUAGCUGUUGUUAAUAUUUUUCCAGAUAGCUACACCUCUCUCUGAUAUGAAUCAUUUUCUGAAUUCUAUUUUUUCUGUAGCAUACCCUGUACAACUUGAAUAAAUUUGACAUAUUUAAUUUAAUGUAGAAAAUGCAUAUUAAAGACAUGAUUUCUAGGCACAAAAAUGAUAAGUAUACAUGUAACUGGCACUGUUGUGUUGCAUAUUGCUGUGGUCAGUAGUUGUAUGACCAUAAUAUGAAAAGCAUUUACAAGAACAUGCUUUACAAGAAAAUUCACUAUACCAUCUUAUAUAUCAAUGUUUGCUUCCUGAAUAUUUGCCAACUGUAUGAACUUGAAUAUAUAUAUAUGACAGGUGUUACAUUUGCUUAAUUUGCAAUAUAUAAUUAUUAUACUGCUCUGAAUAUUAGGAACUUUCCGUGGACAUUCUCACAUAGGGAAGUUGUAUAUUAUUUUUACAUCUCCAUUUUUACAUCUGGCCAUGUUCAGCCAACAUAGUGUACAAUUGCUUGACUGGACUGAGAGGCUUAUUCCCCCAUAUAAACUAACAUUUAACCUUUCAGUGAAAUAAAUUACCAGGAACUGAGUGAAGCAAGGUUCCCUGAAAUAUACCUGAUUUAAUAGUUGAUUUUUAAACAGUUAUAUACUAUAUGGCCUGAAAUUUCUGAAGCCUUGAAAUCUUAUGUGAGUAACUGUGUACAUUCAUCAAACAUUUGUUUUAACAAGGAUAUGGCUCAAAAUUGAUUAUUUACUGAGUGCUUUUUCUUAUAUAUAUGCAUGUGUUCACAGUAGGUGCCAUUAUAUACUUUUAGCAUUGACUAUACUUCUAUUAUUGGAAGCUGUGCAGUAGAUUAUACCAGAUUAUUGAAUAAUAUAUGAAUUAACAGUCAAAUGAGUUUAGUUUCUGUGACUAGAGAAAUCCAGUUAAGUCCUUUUGUUCCAGCAGUGGAACAAGAAUAGAUUUUUAUAAAAAUCAAAGGAGUUGUUCCCUCUCUUGAUUCCAGUGAGAAGCUAUUCUGUUAGUGAAAAGGAAUGCAUUGGAUUUUACCAAUAACAUAAAAAUACAUUAAGUCAGAGGUGGGUAAUGUGUUGCCUUUGAGUCCCCUUUUGCAGCCCACAAAAUGUUUGGUCAUUAUUUCUGAAAACUGAUGGUACUGUUUCCUGCCAUUGCAAGGUUAGGAGCAAAUGAAAACUAUGGAGUAAGUCCCAAACCAAGUCCUAUCAGAGUUAAACAAAAUUCAGAACCUCAUGAAUUUCCCUGGAAACGCACUCUUGUCUACAUAUGUGAUGUGAUCCCACCUGCUAUGCAGCCCUUUAUCCUACAAAAGCCAUUUUAGUGUGACCCUUGGCCAUCAAAGGUUGCUACUUUUGCAUGAAAGAUAUCACUUAGCAGGUUUUUGUUAUAGCAAUGUCAAAGCAUUCCUAUUUUGAAUGUAAAAGAGGUCACAACUGGCAAGUGUUGAACCAACUGGAUGGAACACAACUGCAGCUCUUCUUGGCCAAGAGUCUUCUUCAUUUUAGAAGUGUUCUUUCUAAAAAUGAGGCAUACCUGGAUAAUAGUAUGGUAAUGGUAUAUGUAACUCACCUUGGCAUAUUUGUUUGCUUGCUUAUUUUCAGCUACAGUGAAGAAAUAGUGUUUCCUUAAAACUUUAUAGCUACUGUUUGGGUCAUAUUUGUUAUCCUAAUUAACCACAAGAAAUUCCUGUUUCUAGUUCUGAAUGAAUCAAGCUGAAGCUAUCUAUUUGAAAAUGUGACCAAUGCAUGCCAUCUGUUUAUACAGUUUGAUAUAUCAUGCCAAAUAAAUCUUGCUUGUCAUCUACAAGAAAUUUGCCCUAUUUUACCUUUUGGUUAUUCUACCCUAAUUUUUCAUGCUUGCUGUUUUGCUUAGAAUCCACUCAAUGCAAUUCAAAUGGACAUGGCAGAAAAAAAUCACCCACUAGUUUUGUAUUUACAUAUUUCAGCAAGAAUCACUACAGAUACAUAAUCUAUAUAUAGUUUACUUGGUUUUAUUGUAAUAUACUGGAGCGUUUUUCUGUGACUUCAGCCACUGGCCUGCAUUUUGAUGCUGUCACAUUGGUUAAAUCAAAUAUACCGGAUAUUAGAUCUUAUUGAAAUCAAUUCCAGUGAUUAAAGUUGAGAUCCCUACAUAAAUUUUUAGGGAUUACCUUAAUCUAACAGCUCCUCUCCUAUCUGCAGCCUAUAUUAUAGCACUGUAGAGAGAGCUGGAUUCAAAGGGCAAAAUGUGAUUUGGAGCACAGACGAGUAUGCAUGUAGCACCUGUCAGGAACAACUGCAUCAGGCUGGUGUGAGACCUCAGAAAAAGAUGUGCAUCACAAAUCCCAUUAAGACCUUCAAAUCUAGAUCUCUAUGCAGCCUUACUCUAUUACGUUGUAAUCUUAAUGUAACUAUAGUUCAGCUAUGGAUAUAGAAAUAAGUCACCCAUUGUCUGAUGAGUUAUCCCAUCCCAUACCUCAUAUCUAUAAGCCCCAUAUAUAGCUGUACUUUUGUGGCAUAGCAUUUGAAAGGCCCUUCUCGAAAACUCAUUAGCACAAGGGAUAUGCCUCCUCGUAACCCUAAAGGAUCCUUUUGAAAGACUUGUACAAUUGCUUCAAAGGUCAUUUCCAUCUGUGUGGGCAUGCACAGCUGCUUUACUUGUUAGUCCCAGUUGAAGUAUCUGGAUAUGCAACAUGCACACUCAGGCAGCUGGGAAGCAGCCUGCAACCUCUCCAGAAGGCAUGGAUGAUUGAAUGCUUUGAAGAGGCCUAAUUGACUCAGGCCAACACUUAAUUAUGCACUUCUUCUGAAUACUUUGCAAAAUCUUGCCUUGUUACUUCAUCAGAGCUGUGGAUUCUGUGUUCUUAAUCAGGGACCCUGCUAACAUACCUCAUUCUUUGAAAGGGAAAGCAUUUUCCUUUGGCCGUUUCAUUUCUAUGUACAAUUCUACCAUGUAUAAAAAGUGAACAAUGUAAUAAAAAAGCAAAAUAUUAUGAUGAAUAUCUCAGUAAUUGCCUACUAUGCCUACUUUCAUAUUUGAAAAGUCUAUGCAACAAUACUGAGGGAAAAAUAAAGCAGGUGACUUUUAUUCAAAUAUAGUAAGAAUUAUUUUCACAAAGUUCCAAUUUUUGUAAAUAAGAACCACUGUUAAUGUCUAAUAUAUACUGAGUUUUUGUAGAUUGAAUAAUUGCAAAACAGUAACUAACCAUGACCUUAUAUACACCAAAUUUUUUGGUGUGCGUUAUACUGUAAAUAAAAAUGUUUUGUGUUACAAUUAUUUCCAAAUAUAUGUAUUUGACAUGUAUUUAAAAUUGUGCUAUUCUGUAAUACCCUGUACUUGGCCUUUUAUAGUUGUGGAACAGCAACCUGCUUAUACUUGUGAUUUUUACAGGCUUUUUUUCUGUUUAUGUUACAAUUGAAACAGAUGGUUGUAUCAAAUGCAGAGAAUGACUGUACACAAUAGUAGUUCAAUAGCUCAAAAGUAUGUACGUUUAAUAUAAUCUAAAUUGCAAUAAUGUCCAGGCCAUUUAUAUGCCUGACAAAACAUAUGUGCUGCACAAAUUAUACAUUUACUCCAAAGGCAAUCCCAUUAUAUUCAGUUUCAUUUAUUUCCACAUUUGGUGUUAAGCUGCUGCUGCUAAUUGCAGUUAUUUCCCAUUGUGUGAAAACAGUUACUCAUUUUAGAAGCUGAACCUCCAUCAUACCUAUGCAACACAUUGCUUGAUCUUUGUUAAUGAAGUUCUUUCAUUUGUGAAGGACUCCAAAAUGGUUGGAAUCCAGAUAGCAUCAUCCUAAUCCUAAUGAAACUUUAUUUGCACGCAUAAUUUAAAAACGUAUCUGAAUAUUAACUCACAAAAUGUAUUGGUCACUGAAUUAUGCUGCUGUAGUAUCUGGUUCUUGUGCAGUCCUGGAAAUACUUUUGAUUGCACUGUAGCCUAGUUCUUAAAAGAUUCCAUCCACAUUUGAGAUCAGCACCUUCCUGGAAAAUUUAGUGCAGGGCUGGACAACACAGAUGCCUCAUGUGACCCUUCAACAUCCCAUUUGCAAAAACCCAACAAACCUGACUAUGCUUGACAGCAUGAUUUUUGUUUUGUUUUUAAAUACUGUUAAAAGUGGAAGUGGAAAGCCUCUGGAAGAUAAACACUAUUUCUACCAUUAAUCUGCCCAAAUGACCAGAAAUUGUAUCACUUCGUGUGUGGUCCCCAGGCAGCCUUCUAGCUGACCAAGGAAGAGUGCAACAGUCUCCAAUUCUGGGAAAGCUGCCCAUCUCUCUUCUAGCACAUUUUAUUUCACUAUAUUAUCAUGUAAACUAUCAUUUUUAAAACUCAUGGAAAUUUACUUUUGCAAGAUCACAAGAGUGAUUUAGCAACCUAUGAGUUACAAGAAGGUAGAACCAAGCUUACUUUCUGGUUUCUGACAUGAGAUUUGUCCUUUAUAACUUUCCUGUGCUAUAGAAGAAUUUAACUGAAGAAUGAAACCCUAAAAAUAUCAGUACUUCUUUUCUUCUCAAUGGUUUUCUGAAUAUUUAGAGAAGUACUACAGGUUAGAUGGCAGCUAACCUCAUGAAACUUACUGGGUGAAGUCUUCAGUUAUGCAAAACUUUGAACUAGGGACAGUAAUUCUAAUAGUUUGAUCAUUUUAUUGUACUUAUCAAUGUGCUUUAUGAACAUACUGUCCUACUUUAUUGAAUUAUGUUAAUCUUUAACUUUCAUUCUUACAGUACUGGAGUGUAUCAGUAGAUAUUUUAAUGUGUAUGUAUUUAUAAGUAUGUGUGAUUUGUGUUGAUGAUUGCUUAUAAAUGAUACUUUUUAAAGCUACUAUGUUUGGUAUGUAGCAGGAUAUAAGUGAGGGUAAACAGCAUGUGUUUGUAGUUUAUUUUGUAUAAUUAAUCCAAGGAACUAAACCAUGUUAUAAACAAAUUAAUUUUUAGUGUAAUCUUUGUCCCCAAAGCCAAAUUCAGAAUAAAUGUUGCUAAUUUGCAUCA
This is a messenger RNA of Candoia aspera, 7863 nucleotides long. RefSeq names its product kelch like family member 24 (gene KLHL24). Gene Ontology annotation, molecular function: protein binding. The transcript has 6 exons. The record is from RefSeq and is a predicted model, not a curated record. NCBI's taxonomy places the organism in Eukaryota, Metazoa, Chordata, Lepidosauria, Squamata, Candoiidae. Bases 199 to 1998 code for a protein of 599 amino acids.